Molecule: messenger RNA, 1350 nt
Organism: Mycena indigotica
Lineage: Eukaryota; Fungi; Basidiomycota; Agaricomycetes; Agaricales; Mycenaceae
Exons: 8
Coding region: 13-1350 (445 amino acids)
Biological process (GO): carnitine biosynthetic process
Cellular component (GO): mitochondrion
Molecular function (GO): trimethyllysine dioxygenase activity; iron ion binding
Source: RefSeq, a predicted model, not a curated record
UUGAUCACUCUCAUGCGUAAAUUUCUUGCGCCGGGGCUGAGGCCGUCGAUGGUGGCUGCCAGUUCUAGGGGCAUUACAACACCGUCCUCCCGCGUCAGUCAAGCUGCUUCUGCCAUUGCCGUCAAGGCCACCACACAAUCACCUUCGCCUCCAACGAACACAGACCUACCGACGAUAAGCGCAAGCCCGGAUAAAGUUGCUGUUGGCUGGGAUACCAGGACAUGGUCACGAUUCCACAAUAUAUGGCUCCGAGACCAUUGCCGUUGCCCGCAAUGUUUCCACCAAAUCACAAAGCAGCGGCUUGUUAACACAUCCGAGAUUCCUCCCGGGAUUUCUCCCAGCAAGGUGGAAGCUACGGAGAACGGGCUGUUGGUGUCGUGGCCAUCCUCCCAGCCCCAUGAAUCUUUAUACCCAUGGUCUUGGCUCAGGCAAAAUUCCUACGAUCCUCAAAUACCUGACGCAAAGGUACCUCCACGGGAAAAGAUACUCUGGGGCUCCAAGAUCAUGAAUUCAGUGCCAACAGUAACCUUUGAGGAAGCUAUGGCUGAGGAUGACCGCGGACUGCACAAAUGGGUGUCCAAUAUCCAUCGAUUUGGGUUCUGUUUCGUGUCUGGCGUGCCGCCAAACCCCGAGGCUACAGAGAAGCUUUCUCAGCGAAUCGGAUUUAUCCGCGAAACCCAAUACGGGAAAUUCUGGGACUUCACCUCUGAUCUGGCCAAGGGAGACACUGCUUAUACGAUGCUUGCUCUAGGGGCUCACACCGAUAACACGUAUUUCACUGAUCCUUGCGGCUUGCAACUCUUCCAUCUUCUCUCUCAUACCGAGGGCAGUGGUGGGUCUACCCUCCUAGUUGAUGGUUUUUAUGUCGCCUCUAUCCUCAAAGAGCUUCAUCCUGAUGCCUAUAACGUACUUUCCAGUACACCUGUUCCGGCUCAUGCUGCUGGUGAACUAUCGGCGCUCUACAGACCCUCUCCGCCUGGAGGGUAUCCUGUUUUGAGUCACGAUCCCGUCACGGGCGACCUCAGCCAAGUCCGAUGGAACAAUGACGACCGAAGCGUCAUGAACCAUCUUUCCCCUCAACAACUUGAAGAUUGGUAUGCCGCUAUCCGUGUGUGGCACAAACUCCUUACUAGUGCUGAUUCUGAGUACUGGGUGCAACUGGGUCCCGGAACGGCUGUCAUUGUGGAUAACCACCGGGUUUUACACGGACGUUCUGCCUUUACAGGAAAGCGAAGAAUGUGUGGAGCGUAUAUUGGAGUGGAUGAAUACCGCUCCAAACUAGCCGUGUUGGAUGAGCGAUUCAGUGGGAAAGCGUUCACGGAACGUAGUGUUUGGAGCCCAGGACUUUGA